This is a messenger RNA of Staurois parvus, 348 nucleotides long. NCBI's taxonomy places the organism in Eukaryota, Metazoa, Chordata, Amphibia, Anura, Ranidae. The record is from the annotation of a GenBank genome assembly.
GGGGCCCCCCGGGCAAUAGGGGAUCAUGGGGCCCCUGUGUCCUUGCCCAAACUCAAAAAAGCCUAUGAAAAAGUAAAGACAAUUGUGUAUGAUACACAGUGUAUUGUCAAACUAAAUGUCAUCCAUUUAGGGUUUAGCUACACUUAAAAGCUGAACUGCAGCCAGGGGAGGACUGACAACUUAUGGGGCACCCGGGCAAUAGGGGAUCAUGGGGCCCCUGUGUCCUUGCCCAAACUCAAAAAAGCCUAUGAAAAAGGUACCGGGGCAUUUCAUGGGGCCCCCUACUGACCCCGGGCCCUCGGGCAGUGCCAGAGUUUCCAAAUGGUCAGUCCGCCCCUGACUCCAGCC